Molecule: messenger RNA, 15176 nt
Organism: Cydia pomonella (codling moth)
Lineage: Eukaryota; Metazoa; Arthropoda; Insecta; Lepidoptera; Tortricidae
Gene: Vps13B
Product: intermembrane lipid transfer protein VPS13B
Exons: 85
Coding region: 204-12116 (3970 amino acids)
Source: RefSeq, a predicted model, not a curated record
GAGGCAGUCAGUAUGGCUUAGAGCUUUAGCCUGUUCAGAUGGACGAAAAAAAAAUUGUGAUUAGAUUAUAAACGUCAAACGAAUCGGAGAAGUCCAGCUGGCGCACGGUUUAUUGUUGUAUUAUUUUGGUGUUUCAAUUGGAGACCUUAAAUUUUUGUCAUAAUCCAUUGUGAUCCUGAAAUGUUGCCACUGUAACAUGCAAAAUGUUUAAAAUUGAGUCAUAUGUGACACCAAUCUUGUUAAGCUAUGUUGACAAAUAUGUACGAGACUUCAAGCCGGCUGAUGCACAAGUAUCUUUGUGGGGUGGUGGUGUGGCCCUACACAACUUGGUGCUCAAAGCAGAUGUUUUGCAACAUGAAGUUGCCCUGCCAUUCACACUGGUAUCAGGACGGAUUCAUGAACUACUUAUACAAGUUCCCUGGACCAAGAUAAUGUCAGAGCCUAUUGUGGUGACAAUAGAUACUAUAGAAUGUGUUCUAAGUCUUCAUCCACCAGCAGCGUCAGAAGAAACUCUUCCUGCAGAGUCCCCUAGGUCGACGGUGGUGGAAGCCCCGCCGGGCUACAUGCAGGCGCUGGUGCGGCGCAUUGUGAGCAAUAUCUCUCUGCGCGUACACCACCUCAUCGUCAAGUACGUGCAGGACGACAUCGUGCUGUCGCUCAACGUGAAGCAUCUGUGCGUCGAGAGUGCCGGCGCUGACUGGGCACCUGCUUUUGCUGACAUUGAUCAGAGUCAGCCAGUGGUGAGGCGGUUAAUGCGGCUGGACGACUUGACGCUCUGUCUGGACCGGGCGGACUCCGAUGGCAAAAUACGGUUCUACCAAGAACCUUUGCUAUACCGCUGCCAGCUGGACUUCAGAAUUCUAACCCGGUUGGUCUCCGCCAACACCCGGCGAGCGUCCUGCCUCACCGUCCAGCUGCGGUCAUCCAAACUGGCGUGGGGAGUUACCAGCGAACAACUCACGCUACUGCUGCGGCUGCUGCGGGAGCGCCAGAACCAAGUCAACACCUCACCGCCGCCGCCCAAACUAAAUGCUACUAACUCAGCCGCACCACUGGGUAGUUCAACAUCGAACGCGGCGGAGCCGGUCCGGACCGAGAGCUGGUCGGAAUGGGCGUGGUCGUGGCUGCCCACGUGGAUGGACAAGGAGGGCGGCGUGGAAGAGGCCACGAUGCCUCCGAUGCCUAUCCCGGUCCAGUUCAGCGCCUACUUAGACCACGUGUCUUUAGUUUUUAAGGUGAUGGAGGCAGAGGGCAGCGCGCGCAAACGUGCCCGCGGCGUGAUGGAGCUUAGCGCGUGUCACGCGGCGGCGCGCGCGGCGCUGUGCGCGCCUACCACGCUGCGCGUGCGCGUGGGCAUGCGCCAGUUGCGCCUGCUGUCGCGCGGCAAGUGCAUCUGCGGACAUCAGGACCUCAACGCGAUUAAUGACGAACCCACAAUAUAUUUGGAGAAGAGAAGUUCAGAAGACGACAAAGAGCCUUGGAGUUGGCCUGAAAACUUAGAAACUUUGGAGUGUAAGGUUGAGACUGCGGAAGCGGCGGAGGAGGUUUACAUUGAAACAUCCGACCUAACAGCAUCGCCUGCUGAGCCGAAAUUGAGCAGUAUAGAAGAGGACGACGCGACCGACGAGCUGUGGCGGAUGCUGUCGCCCGUGGUCCUGCUACGGUACUCGCACACGCGCUCGCCGCCCGACGACACCAACCCGUACGAGAGCCCGCCCGUAGACUUCCAAUACAGCGACUGGCAAGAGGAGAACAAAUUGAAAAUAACUCUGAAGCCACUGGACAUUUAUCUUGGAAUGGGUCUUCUUCAUCGGAUAUCAGCCAUUCAACAAAUUUUUCAUGACCUUCCUUCAGUCCCAGUUCCAGAUGUACCCAUGAGAACACUUACAGUAGAAGAAUGUGAGGCGUUGGACGCCAAUAUACCACAACGUCGGACCUUCUUAGUGAUGCGGGGGUUGCGCCUACGAGUCCUUCCCUGGGAUCAUUCUCUGUCGGAAAAACCGACCUCGCCAUCGCUUGUACUAGAUGUUGAGUCGCCAGAAGUGAAACUGAUCGUUUCGGGACCACUUUAUCCACAUAGAGUGUGUUCCGCGGCCUGCCAAAUGCCCAAAGAAGAGGGUCCGCUCUGGCAAGGCGCGCGCCUCCACGUAAGCGCCACGCUCGCCGCCGUCGAGGCGCGCCUGUGCCGGCUCUCCGACGGCCAGGCGCGGCCCGUGGCGCGCGUCGACCUGCGCUUCGUGCUGCACCUGCUGCUGCAUCCCGAGAUGUUCACUAAGAAGGAGACCGUCCACACUAGCUACAAUAUCAAAAUAUGUGAAAUGAACACGUGCGGAUCCGCGGCGCGGCUGCAAGCGGCCUGGCACGUGCUGCAGUCGCUCAUCGAACAGCGGCCUUCUCAGGUGCUGCGACACACUUGGCUAGUCAGAGACGCACUAAGCGACGAAGAGUCGGUGGCGAUCGACGCGACGAUGGAAGACGUGUCGGUGCGCGGAUUCAUCACGAGGACAGUAAACACGCACAUCACCAUGGUGCAGUCCGCGCGCGUCAUGGCAUUGUACUCGCCCAAUGAAGGAAAUGUUAAACAGGCAUGGAUAUUCUCCGCUCCUGACUCGCAGACUACUACAGCAUUCGUCCGCGUGGCACUGCAGUGGUGCGUCGAGCAGGCGAACGACACGGUAGACUACCUGGGCGUGUGGACGGAGCCGGUGGCCUUCUGCGUCGACCCGCUCUUCAUAGCCUGGCUCGCCUACAAACCACUUAACAAAGCACCCUCAACAACAUUAGAAACAGCGCCGUUGUCAAGAGCCUCAUCAUCGUCACAAUCUUAUUUACGACGCCGCGUCACGCCGCCUUCGUCGAGCGGGCGCGGUGCCAGUCGCACUGGCUCGGGGUCUGAGUUGGUGCACGCGGCCCGGCUGCGCAGCCUCGGCUCCAGCAGCGAGCAUGGCGAGACGCGCCGGCCCGCGCCGCCGCCUCCGGCUAAAACCCCGGAGACGCUCCUGCACCCCGACCGCCUACUGAAGCUACACGCGUGCCUGCAGCAGUUGCUGGUCAGCGUGGAGGUGGGCACGGCGAUGGUGUACUUCACCACGGGCACGGCGUCGGCCGAGGGCUGCGCCGCCAUGAGAGACGCCGUCGAGCGCCUCGCCGCCGGCGUGCCCAAGCAGCAGGUGCUCGUGUUCAGUAUGGGGCGCUUAACAGUCAGCUCAAGCUCUAUGAUGAAACAUCUCUGGGAUGACGUCCGCCAUGACGGUCCUACGUUUAUAACAAAGCCAACUACUGAGGAGCCUAUGGAAUCGUUUCCCUGGAAGCUGCGUCUAGCCGACGUGACCUGUUACACCCUGGAGAUCCGUCAGUACACGGACGCUGGGCGGGUGCAGGGCGGCGUGCUGCGCUCUACGCUCAAGUCCUCGCCCAUCUCCACGCGCCUGGUGCUGGAGGCCGUCACCACCACCGUCACCCUCUCCAUCGUUAGCAAGUACAUGCAGAUACGCUCGUGGAAGGUAUCGCCGGAACAACAGAAAGCCAGCGAGCGGUCGGAGCCACCCCCAGAGGAAUUGAGGGUGCAAUAUUUUAAAUCUGGAAUUGAUUUCAAACCAUCAACGUUAAAGGAGUUCGUUCGGGGUCCAGCCAGACUCCAAAGAAGUCAAAGUCCGCAAGAGGGCAAGCAGAGUAACCUUCGAGACCGCGAUCCCAAGGAGAAGACCACGCAAGGGCCUGUGGUGAGCAUGGGUAUGCACCUGCACGCGGACACGCCGCCUGUCACCGUCCGGCUGGAGCACGACCAGGUGAACAUCGUCGCAGCGGCGGUGCAUUGUUUGACCCACCUGCACAUGGUAAUGAGCAGGACCCCGGUCGCCGUAUCUCGGUCAUACACGUCAUUGCCUGGCACUCAUGAUCAAAGAUCUUUAAUAAGAUCAGUGUCCGAAUUAAACGAGCAGGACACCCCGUCUGAUGAGAAUCUGAGUGAAAGUUAUUCUGAACUCAUCCCCAUAUUUGAAUCUCGAGCAGUUCCCGAAGUGAAGCUGAAGACCUUCUUUUGGUUCCAAUGGGUCGUGGGAAGAGCGACGCUGGUCGUGGCCACGCACCAAUCGAAGCUGGCCAUGGAAAUUGACGACAUCAUAUCUACAGUAGACAUUCAGGAACAUUACAAUCAGCUCAAAGUGAAAGUCGCUUCUGCAUCAGUUCGUCAUUACAAAAGGAGCCACGAAGACUGGGAGGCCGGUGUGCUGGGCGGGCGGGUGCUGGAGGCUCGCGAGCCCAUCGACUCCAAGGAGGAGGAUCAUUUUCUCGCUAUCACUAUUACGCAGGCGCAAAUAUCCAACUUGCCCGCUAGUUGGAAAGAAGAGCUACAUCCAAAACUAUUACAACAAAAAGGGGCCGGAGACAGCAUGUGGGAAAUAUACGCUACUCUCGCGCCUUUAGAAGCGGUGCUGCAGCCUUCUCUUAUUGAGAACAUUAUGUCCCUAGUCCGUGAGAUGGCGCCUCCGUCUUUUUGCCCUCUGCAAUCCGAAGACGAACCAAGUAACGGCAGCACUUGGCAGUGGCCGUUCUGUUACGUCACUGCAGGCGGACUGCGCUUGCUGGUCAAUACCGAUCUUCACGACCCCGAAAAUGACGACACGUUUCUCUUAUUGGUCGGCAAAGUAUCUAUCAAUCCGCACCCUGAAAAUCCUAUUUGUCGACAAUCGGUUACCACCGGAUUGGAUGGCUCUUGGAAUUCUACCGGAGGCAGCCCGGAAGGCCGGCAGUAUGAGGUCAACGUCAAACACGUCGCCAUACAGUCCGCGCAGCUCCAACAGAUUAUCAAACAAGAAGAGAGAAGAGAAAUCUACAAUAAGGGCACCGGUAGCGAGAACCCGGCUGUGAAGUGGUCUCAACCGCCUGUUCCGCCUGUCGUGACAGCUAUUCUUCAUCAUGUGGACAUAAGCUGCAUUAUUGCGCCGCCGCUGUUCGUGAACGGCGCGCUCACGUGCGGGCCGGCACUGGAGCUCAACCUGGCUUCCGACUGCGCCUUCGAAAUUAGCCUGGAACAGCUGAAGCUCGUGCAACACUUGCUCUCUGAGGCCAGCUCUUCGACGAGCUCUAGUGAGGAUUCUAUUCCAUCAAUGGUCGCCACAGUCGUCGUGUGUCCGUAUGCGGCCUUAUUUUUGAACCCGAAGCAAACGCCUGAGAGUAGGUUACAAGAUAGUAACGCGGAAUCCAUUAAAGGAGUUGCUGAAGUGCAAUUGUUCGACGAAUCAAGCAACACGGGUAAAUCCGAUCGAGGAUUUACAACCGAUUCUGGUAUAGACGUGGCCACAUCAAUGUCAAGAAUAAGGCUAGACAGGCCCGCUUCCAAGAAAAACCUCAACGUCGCCUUUGCCGAGGAAAUAAUUGAUGCGUCUGAAUAUCUGGAGGUAUUUGUGACAAUGGGCGUGAUCGAAAUAUCGCUUUAUAUGGAAGAUGACAAUAGCCCCGCAGCAGUUGCUUUGAGGCCGCCUUCCAAACCUGAGCAAAACACUGAAGAGGACACGCCCGGUUCUGAAAAAGACGCAGACCAAGUCGAGGGAACUUCAGCAUCUGAACUAAAGUCGACCGCUAGCCAAAUGAGUAUUACCGAAGGGGUUAGGCUUAUGGACACGAAACUUGACAUGCACGCUCAGCAAGCGUUGAAACUGCCCCGUGCUAGGCUGACUUCAGGCAAGUUGGCGCUGCUGCACAUUACUUUACAUCAGCCCAAUCUGUACUACUGGAGAAAAAAAACACGGAAAAAUCUUCAGGUGUCACUGUUUAAUGCGUGGAUUGGACUGGGAGCGGGCGAGAAGGAUGGUAGUCAGCCGCUAUUUUCCACGUCGAAGGGAACGCCGGACCCGGUGACCGACAUACCGCCGGCGCUCGCCACUGUCAAGAUUGUUAUACCGACUGGUGGCAGCGGGCCAAGCAACUACAGCGGCGUCAAAGGCUCCGUGACCGUGGACGUGGAGCGACCGGUGCUGCUGGGGCUCUCCGCGGAUACUCUGCGCCGGCUAACUCUCAUCAAUCAACUGGUCCAAGAAAAUUUGCAGAAUAAUUAUGAGAAAGGAAGCAUUACCUUCAGUGACAGCGAUCUUCAAGCACCUCCGUUCCUUAAAUUGCGUAAAAUCAUGGUUAGCAACACCUUGGAGAAUAUCGUAAUUCAAAUGAACCAGCUCGGUGUGACGGGCAGCGAAGGUACAAUAGGGUGGGACAGCGCGUCCCUUCAGAUAGGUGCCGCGGCGCGGCCGGAGCGGCUGGUCGCGCGCGCGCUUGUAUCUGCUCUGCUGGUGGCCACCGGCCCGCUCAGCGACCAGCGCCAUAUCCUCCUGCAGCCGAUGAUGCUAGGUAUGGACUUGGAGUGCAGCUGGGAAGCGUGGCGAAGGGCCGAGGAUGGCGUGUCGGCGCGCGAACCCUCAGUGCGCAUGACCGUAGACCUGGACCGCGUCACGCUGGACGUGCGGCCGGAGGACCUCGCCGCCCUCCGCAGGAUACAACUAGCAAUAGACACGUUGGCUGAUAAACAGAUGUGUGUCAAGAAGGAAGAAAAGGAGCUCCUUGCGCCGCAGAAAGAAAACAGCGAUAAUUUGCGGUCUUUCAGUAAGCGGAGCAUGUGCGAGCGAGUGUUACCCAGUUUGGAGUCAGUCGAGGCCUCUGACCAGUAUUACAAGGACGAUCUCAAAAGUGGAGCUUUUAAAAUAGUGACCGGGGGCCAGUUCCCGAUGGCUUACCAGGUGACAGUGCACGGCGACGCCAUGUCCUGGCGCUACCCGCACCCGCGGACCAUCACUAGAAUCACGGUGUUUCCCAUACCUGGCAUUGACGAAGAAGUGAAAUGCAAGUUGGAAUUCUACGAUCCGUUAUUGAAAAAAUGGGAGCCGCAUACAUAUGUUACUCUGCCUGUAUCGGAACCUAACGAAAUAAAAUUAUAUGCAGAACCACCAGAUGCGGUUUUUGCAACCUUGUGGAGAUUUCGUGCGGAUUCUGACACUAAGCCUGAAGAACGUACCUUCGAGUUCGACAUCUCCAAAUUUAUGCCCAGAGCCGACCCACUGGCGACGGACCGCGUCGAGCCGCCGGCGGAAGCGCCCGCGGGCCUCGUGAGCGCCGAGCAGCUGUCCAGCGCGCUGCGCGUGGACUCAUACUUCUCGCCGCGAUCUGUGCCGCGCGUGCGCGCCGCGCUGCGCUGCACAGAGUUCGAGCUCUAUGCGCAUAACUCACUCCCCUCUCUGUCCAGAAAUGCGAGUACGCUGGAGGGCUAUUACGUGUCGCGGCCGCUAAUGCGCAGCCACCGUGUGCUGUGCGUGAGCGCGGUAGACACCGUCGCGCAUGCGCUGCUCGGCUCGCGCGCCGGCCGCGUACUGUUGCUUAACACCAAGCUAUCAUGCGACGUCCUGGACUGCUCGACGGGCACGCUCGAGCAGAUGGUGGGGUUGACGCGCGUGCAAGCGAGUGCUUCCGUACCGAGUGAUGUCGCAGUAUCGCAGGCGCGAGUGCGCGCGUGCUCCGAGUGUGUGCGCGUGGCGCUGCACGUGCCGCGCCUUAGCACGCUGCGGGCGCUUGCCGAAGACUGGGGGCCAGCUUUACAGCAGUGCAAUGGAGACGUAUCCACGGAGAAUGAAGAGAAAGAUAUGGACAGUUGUAAUGAUUCCGAAGCGGACUUGGCUGCAAUGACGGAGCUGGAGGGGCGCGUGUCGCUAUGGCUCUACAACAGCUGCUCCAGCGCGCUGCGCGUGGGCCAGGAGGGCUGCGAGGAGAUCGCGCCGCUGAGGCCCGGCGCGAGGCUCGCCUACCGAUGGCCAUCUCCAAAUGCACCGUUCAAAAUUCGAUUUGCCCUAGCGGGGCCUUCUACAGACUGGCAAUGGUCCUCUAGUAUACCGUUCUCUUCGGGUGAGAGUCGCGUGCGGCUGCCGGACGUAGACGCGGCAGCAGGCGGCGUGUACGUGCACGUGCGCGGCGAUGUGGCGGGCGCGCGCCGCACGCUGCACCUCUCCGGCCGCCUUGUGCUCGCCAACGUGCUGCGCCGGCCGCUGCAUUACAAGGUGCGAGCGAAAAAUGCAAGUUCGAAAGCUUGGUAUUCAGUGUGUUCGGGAGAGUUGAACGGCGAGACCGUGGGGCGGAGCGUCCUGUGCGGUGUUGACUGCGAAAUGGUGCUUAAAAUAAAGUUUACAACCCAGGACACCGGUUGGUCAGGCGACAUACCGCUUAAGGAAUGUCCUAAAGAAAACGUGCCGUGGCUAGUUAAAGUGCCGAGCGAGGGCGAGACGGCGUACGUGUCGGUGUGGUGCCGCGUGGUGCGCGCGCGCUCCGACGGCCGCGUGCUUGCUGCCAUCUGGCCGCUCUACGUGCUGUGCUCGCACCUGCCGCUCGACACCGACGUGUUAGUGUCAACGCAGAAGGAGACUUCGGAGGCCGCGGCGCGACCGUCUCCGCUGGUACAGACGGCGCUGGGCCGUGGCGCCUGCACGCACUUGCUGGCGCCCGGCACCACCGCGGCGCGCCACCAGCUGUCCUUCCAGUACAAGGACGUGGAACAUCCCGUCACCCGCGAGGCGAUUCCUCUGCACUACGGUGUGACCGACACCUCCGUGUUCGACAAACGGGCGCCGGCGAACAAUAUCAAUGAAAUCGUUGAAGAAAUUCGUGAAUGGUUUGACCGGUCGGCGCGACGGGCGACUUCCGACUGGCCUUAUUCUAUAGUGGCGUCCCACUGGUCGGGGACGUGGAGUCCGGCGUCAUUGCAACCACGCUGUGAUGUCACGGUGCGGUACGACGCAGUUCGCGCGGGCGGCGGCUGCUCGCUGCAGAUCUCGCUGCGGCCCGUGGCGCUGCUUUGCAACGCGGCGCGCGUACCGCUCACGCUGCGCGCACACGACGCUGCGCCGUUGUGCCGGCUAGAACCCGGCGCCGCGGUUUCCGCACCGAGUGCACUUCUGCAGAAACCAUUCUUCAUGUCGGUGGAGAUAGGACGGGAGACGUUCGUGAGCGGCCAGCUGCAGGUGUGGGGCGAGGAGCCGGGCCGCUACGGCUCGCCGCCGCGCGGCUGCGUCGCACUCGACCACCCUGCGCCGUUCCUCAUACACUGCAAGCAGAAGGUGGCGUUCCUGACGUUGCACUAUGAAAUAAAAGAAGAGAUUAACGUUUUGGGAGUGACCUCGAGUUUCCUUCUUAUAAACAGACUGGAAACGAAUCUAUUGGUUUCAGGUAUAGCCGUUCCUGUUGCCAACUCGGAUGAUGUGAAUUUGCAGCCCAAAAAUUACAAAGUUGUCAGUCCGACCAAAGGAGAACGUCUGAACGGAGAAGCGAUGAGUCGUUUCUGGGUGCUGGAGCGGUGGCGUGGCGGCGACCCGAGCGAGUUGCGCACAUACGUGUGCCUGGCGCUGCCGGCGCAGGAAGCGGACGCCGCGGAGCCCGCGCACGCGCACGUGCCCGUGCUUCUGGCCUCCGCGCCCGUGCGCCGCGCCGUCGCGCUGCGAGAUCAUACGGGCACAUCGAUACCGGUGGUGAUAGUGCAGCAGAAACAUGAAGGGCGGUGGGUGGUGACGGUGGCGCCGGACCCGUGCCCGCAGUUCGUGGUGCACAACCGCUCGAGCCACGCGCUCGCCAUAGCGCAGCCUGCCCUGUCCGGCCCUGCGAAGACGAUAGCUGAAUGCCCGGGCACGCGGUGGCUCUGCUCGGUGGAGGCGGGAGGCGUGGUGCACUACUCGACGCCGGCGCACAGCGCUCGGUUUCCGCCGCCGCCUAACGCCGCUCCGAACACGGACCUCAUUCCUUUCCUCACUAUCAGUAAAAUCAACGAGCAACGAGAUCCGGAAUGGAGUGAGGGAGUGGCGGCAGCAGGCGGCGAGCAAUUAGUGCAGUUGCCCGACGGCGGCACCGUCAAGCUGCGCGUGCGUCCCUAUCCGCACUCCUCGCUGCUCGAGUUGAAGGACGUCGACGAGAACGACAUAUCAGCGAGCGUGAUAAGACGUCGGCUGGAAGGAUCCUUCUGUGCUGAUACAGAUACAGGAGAAGAGGUCAUUAAAAAGAGAUCUGAAGGCCCUCGUCAAUUGACGGCUCCCACCCAAGCUAAACUUGCUAGAGUCACUGUUGUAACCACGGCCAUCUCGACCGCGCCUGACAACGCCCCUGGAGAGCACACGAACUCACCUAGUGAAAAUGAAAAUGCAGAAUCUGGCUUUCAAACAAAAGAGUUUCUGAAGUUGCAGAAAUAUGACGAGUCAACUAGUAAAUUAGAGAAAAUAGAUGAAACAACAAAUUUGCUAUAUGUUGAAAACGAGGAUUCAGGAGACAUGCUGAAAACGGUAUCUACUUACCUCAGUGACAACAGUAUGUUGACACUUGCUAACGUAAGAUCUUACCAAGAAUCCGCCGACGCUCUGCGAGACUUCUCCGAGUCAGAAUGGGGUGACAAGGGAUGGUCGCCGGUGGAGCGAGUUCGCUGCGUGAUAGCCGGCAUAGCUAUCGAAAUGGCCGCCACGCCCGACGUUAGUCCGCUGCUCGCUCUGCAUAUCGACCGAGCCGCUUUCUCGGUGCAAUGUGACAGUACGGGGACUAAAGCAGUGAUUUCAAUCGCUGACAUCCAAGUAGACAACCUGCAAUACGAGAGCGGGAAUUACGACUUUGCAGUGGUGGCGUCGACACGCGGCGAAUCGCUGACGAGCGACGCGUGGCCCCCGCUGUGGCCCAGCGCGGCCGGCGACGCGUUUGCCAUGCGAGAGAACGAAGCGCGCCUGCUGCUUCGCCUGCGCUAUGACUCAUGGACUGUCAUCGACGAGGUUUAUAGAGAAUUGACGGAGGUGGAGCUACGACUAGGGCCGCUGGCGCUGUACGUGGAGGACGGGUACGUGGGCGCGCUGGCGCGUCUGGCGCGCGCCGCGCGGCCGGCGGGGCCCGCGUCCGCGCCCGUGCCCGGGGCCAUCAUCGCGGCCGAGACGCGGUCGAUUCAGUGCCCGCUACGGUUACGCUCGCUGCACCUGCACCCGGUGGAUCUUACGCUCACGCUGCAUACUGCCGUACGUAUGUACAUCGCGCUGGACCAGAGUCCGUUAUGCCUGAGCGCGUUCCAGCAGACGGACAUGGUGACGUGCGCCGAGCGGCUGACGCACGCGCUCACCGUGCACUACCUCUCCGCCGCCAUACUAGGCGCAGGUUGGGUCGUAGGCGGUCUGGAGCUAUUGGGUGCGCCGGGCGCGUUGGCUGCGCGCGUUGGUGGCGCGCGUGGCGGCGUGCGUGGCGUGGCGGCGGCGGCGGCGGCCGCGCUGCUGCGCUCGCUCAGCGCCUGCGCCGGCUCGCUGGCGCGCAACCUCGACCUGCUGGCCGGCGACGACGACCAUGCGCGCCGCGCCGCCGCCGCGCGCCGACGCCACCCCGACACCUUCGUCCAGGGGCUCGCCGCCGGUAUCACCAACUUCGCUAUCAACAUACUCGGCGCAGUGGGCGGGCUGGCGCACCACCCGCUGGUGAGCGUGGCGGUGGGCGAGGUGGAAGGUGGUGCGGCGGCGCUACGGCGCGGGCUGCUGGGCGCGCUCACCAAGCCGCUGUCCGCCACUGCCGACCUGGUCGCCUUCGCUGGCCACGGCCUGCUGCGCCAGACCGGCUGGGACCCCGUGCCGCAGCGGCGCUCCUUGUGCGCGGGGUUGGAGAGCGGCGGCUGUGGCUGGCGACGCGACUGCGUGCGCUGGUCGUUCCGGCUGGCCGAGGUGGACGCGCUGGCCGGCUUCGACGUACUGCUAGACGACGCGCCGCUGCGUCUGCUGCUCACGCACAAGUACCUCAUGAUUACUGACCCAGAAACAGAGCGAAUUGUUGAAAUGGUCGAUCUUCGAUUAUGCACGCUAAGGCCGCACCAAGGACCUACCGUUGAGUUAGUGGUGACGAGACGACAAAAGGAGAAGGUAGCAGAAUCUAGAGCUGUGGAUGAAGACGAUGAAUAUCAGGUAAACAGCGCGGCCAUGGCGCGCGUGGCGCGGUACACGGGCGCGGACGGGGGCGUGGCGCCGGCGCCGAGCGCGGCGCGCGUUCUGGCGCUGCAGGCGCCCGCCCGUCACGCGCCCGCGCUCCGAGCCGCGCUCGCCGCCGCGCUGCACGCCGUCUCCGAUGACCAUCUGCAUCUGUUCUAGCCCGCCCAGCGGAUCCCAGCUACGUGACACCUUCCUACAUACUUAGAUAGAAUUCACUGUGUAAAACCUACAAGUGUAAAGGUGAACUUAACCCUUUUCUAGGCAUAGUACGAUUUAUCGACCACAUACGCGCUAUUAGAAUUUCAACUUUAACACUCCGAUUUAAGGUUCAAAUUAGAUUACACUUUCAGGAAAUGUUACUUGUCUUCAAAUGAAUCUAAAAGCUGGAUUAAUUGGAAUAUAUUUGGAUUUUUUGGGAAAACCUUGUAGUUUGGUGCGGCCUGGAAAAGGGUUAAAUGGAGUAGUUAAUGAACCAAGUUAAAGUUGUGUAUUUGUGCGUUGCUUCUUCGUAUCUUAUCGGGCACGAACAUUAUCCUUCGUAUAGUUCGAAUAGUAAUUUGAAAUAAAUCUUACGAAUGUUUUUUUUUAUACUACGAAAUAUUACAAUUAUUUCCCAAAUGUAUUUUAAUACUUAAUGUAAUGUAACAUUCCUUGAAGUAUUUAAAGUCGUAGAUCCUGUGUAUAUGUACAUAGUGUUGGCCGAGUACCAGGUAAAAUUGCGUCAAUUCACGUCAUCCAUGAUGACAUUGAACAAUUUGCAUUUAAUAAUUUUGCAUCACAUUCCCAAAUACGUCACAUUUUAAAAGUAAAUCGGCAACAAUGCAACCGUAUGCUUACCGCGAAUUGUUGUAAGAUUUUCUUUAACACGAAUGACGUAGGUAUAGUUAAUGGGGUUGGCCGGUCGAAGUAUUAAACAGAUGGCGCCAUCAUAGCUUGCCCUGUCAAUCCCUAGAAUUGUGUCAAAUUCUUGUUUUUUUUUUGGAAUUUUGUGACCUGGAUUCCAGUACUUUAAGCCAAAUCUCAUAGAACAAAACUAGAGACAGGGGCAAGCUAUGAUGGCGCCAUCUAUGCAAACCUUUGACAGUUGCCAACCCCAUUUAAAUGUGAUUCAUAUAAAUUGCCAUUCUUUUAAACAAAUAUAGUUCACAAAACGUUAUCAUUGAGAGUAGGAACCGAUUAUAUGCAAUAGUUGUAGUUUACAGACAUUAUUUAUCACCUAAAUUAAAAAGAAUUCUAUCAUGACCAUUUUCCAGUGGUUCUCAAACUUUUCUCGACAAGUAUUACUUUGCGUAAGAAUUUAUUGUUUGCUGACAUACAUAUAUGUAUACGAUACGACUCUCUUGCAAACCAGCUCUGAGGUUCUUGGAAAGUACUUUGAAGUACAUUGUGAAUCUGUGGGCCUCGAACGCUCGUGUGGGAACUACUGUCCUAUAAAUUGUAUUUACAGAUGUCAAUCACAUUGAAAAAAUCAACGAUGAUCGGUCGGUCGGUGGUUUGGUUGGACCGGUAAUUGACAUCUGUGUAUACAAUUUAUAGAUUGUAAUGUAGUACGUUUCAUAAUAAAAAAGUAAAAUAAAUUUACAUUUAAACUACUAUCGUAGCGAACAUUUUAAUGAAUUACAUUUUAUACAUUGACAUUUAAACUCCUCUGAAUAGUUGAUGUUUCUUACAACUUUUGUUUACAUCUAGACGUGACCUUCUGUCAUACAGCUUUAAAAAGUGUAACAAGUGUAUAACAGUAUUCUUAAAUUAAUAUCUUGUACAUAUUUCGUUUGUUCGAAUCGAUUGAAUGUUAUGAGCGUUUUACUAUUCUAAACAUUUAGAUUAAUUAACUUCAUUAUAUGUUACGACUGCUAUUCUCGGUAUAUUAUUUCAAUAACAGGGUAUUGUCUUUAGUUGUCUUUAGUCUCUUAUCGAAGCACUAAAAUAAGUCAGCAACGCUGUAUGUAUAAUUGUAUAUUAUAUUCAAGGUCAAAAAUAUUGAUUCGGACAAUGGAAAAGAAUGUAAAUAUGAUUUCAUCGUCAAGUGCGUAAGGGAACGUAGAUAAUGUACCUAGGGUAGCGUGUAUAUAUUUAUGACCUUGACUGUAUAUCUUGUAAUAUUGCGGGGCUUGUAACUUGCAUUUGUUGUUUGCAUAAAAAUGUUCUGUCCUACUAACAAUAAUAUUGAAUGUUAUUUCAAUAAUAUUAUUAUGUUAAUUCCACGUAUAAUUGUAAAACUGUAAUUUUACUUAUUUGUUUACAGGUGUAUUUUCUAAUGCCCAGAUUGUUUUUGUUAUUUUAAUUUAUACCUAAUUCAAUUUGGAUGAAAAUCUCGCAAUUUUUUUAUAAACAUAAGGUUGUACAGCUAGAUUACCAACCGAUAGAUAUUUAUGUAAAUUUUGUACGUAUUUACGAAGUCAAGGUGGAACGCUAACGAGCUACUUGGUAGAUUGCGUGGAAACAUGGUAUUAAAUUCUGAGAAGAUUUAGUCUUUGCUGAAGGAUUAAUUGUCACAAAGGAAUUUGCUAAUUUACAAUAUUUAUUAGUGAAACGCCAUUGUAUAGGAUGUACUACGUUACUAUCGGUAUAGGUGCCAAAUGAGUUUACUGUUAAGGACCUAAUAUUAGGUACUUAACGAAAGAUGCAAAAAUACCUAAUAUUCAAAAAUAACCAAGUAGUUGGACUAACAGUCACAACACGCCCUAAACUUUGGUAACUAAACUGAAACUACAUAUUUCAUAACAGUCUAAAGUGCUAGUUCUCAGCACCUUGGCUUUAACAUUUUUGAGGCCUUUUGCACACGGUAUAGAGAGAGAGAAAGCGAUAUCUUACUAUUAUUACCUAGUUACUGUAUAUUAUAUUAGAGAGAAGGCAUCUACUAUAAUCUAAAAAUAAAAACAGACUGACGGCAUUUGUAAAUAUAUAUUUACUAUAGUAGGUACUACUACUGUGUUAGGAGUGAAUAUCCAAUUAAAUUCAUUGUGAUAAUUUAGGUACAGUCGAGUAAAGCGGCAAUACCUAAUAAGAAAAAUACCCUGUAGUGUUUCGCGUCAUUGUAUCAAUACAUUUAAUUAUUAGCACCUUAUAAUCAAAUGGUUACAAGUUGCUUAUUACAUCUCUCUCAGUAAUAGGUAUAUAAUCAGACCGUGCAGACUUAAAAAUUUGUAAUUUUCAAUGCUAUCAUUUUUAACUUGUUUAAAUUAUAACGAAGUAAAGAAUAAAAACGAUGAAUUUUAA